CCGACUCACCUCGGGUGUUUCCGUCUUACUCAAGUUUGGCUCUCUCCACUUCGGGUAUUUCCGUGUGCCGCUCGGAGAAACUCGGAAUCACUCGGCCUCCCCCAUCCCCCCGGUAACGGUCGCUGGUGAGUUUAAAUGAGCCGGGGCUGGCCGGGCCGGAGCCGCUACGGGGGGGGGCCCUGAGGCACUGCAGAAAGUGGGCCUGAGCCUCGAGGAUGACGGUGCUGCAGGAACCUGUCCAGGCUGCUAUAUGGCAAGCACUAAACCACUAUGCUUACCGAGAUGCAGUUUUCCUUGCAGAACGACUGUAUGCUGAAGUACAUUCAGAAGAAGCCUUGUUUUUACUGGCAACCUGUUAUUACCGCUCAGGAAAGGCAUAUAAAGCGUAUCGGCUCUUGAAAGGACACAGUUGUACCACACCACAGUGUAAAUACCUGCUUGCAAAAUGUUGUGUUGAUCUCAGCAAGCUUGCUGAAGGGGAACAGAUCUUAUCUGGUGGAGUAUUUAAUAAGCAAAAAACCCAUGAUGAUAUCGUUACUGAGUUUGGUGAUUCAGCUUGCUUUACUCUUUCAUUGUUGGGACAUGUAUAUUGCAAGACAGAUCGGCUUGCCAAAGGAUCAGAGUGUUACCAAAAGAGCCUUAGUUUAAAUCCUUUCCUCUGGUCUCCCUUUGAAUCAUUAUGUGAAAUAGGUGAAAAGCCAGAUCCUGACCAAACAUUUAAAUUAACAUCUAUACAGAAUUUUAGCAACUGUCUGCCCAACUCUUGUACAACACUAGUAUCUAAUCAUAGUUUAUCUCAUAGACAGCCUGAGACAGUUCUUACAGAAACACCCCAGGACACAAUUGAAUUAAACAGACUGAACUUAGAAUCGUCCAACUCAAAGUACUCCUUGAAUACAGAUUCCUCAGUGUCUUACAUUGAUUCAGCUGUAAUUUCACCAGAUAAUGUCCCUCUUGGAACUGGUACUUCCAUAUUAUCUAAACAGGUUCAGAAUAAACCAAAAACCGGUCGAAGUUUAUUAGGAGGACCAACUGCUCUUAGUCCGUUAACCCCAAGUUUUGGGAUUUUGCCAUUAGAAACCCCAAGUCCUGGAGAUGGAUCCUAUUUACAAAACUACACUAAUACACCUGUAAUUGACGUGCCAUCCACCGGAGCCCCUACAAAAAAGACUUUUUGUGUUUUACAGUCUGUUGCCAGAAUGGGCCAAACUGGAACAAAGUCUGUUUUCUCACAGAGUGGAAAUAGUCGAGAGGUCACUCCAAUUCUUGUUGCACAAACACAAAGUUCUGGCCCACAAACAAGUACAACACCUCAGGUAUUGAGCCCCACAAUUACAUCUCCCCCAAACGCAUUGCCUCGAAGAAGUUCACGCCUUUUUACUAGUGACAGCUCUACAACCAAGGAGAAUAGCAAAAAAUUAAAAAUGAAGUUUCCACCUAAAAUCCCGAACAGAAAAACAAAAAGUAAACCUAAUAAAGGAGGAAUAACUCAGCCUAACAUAAAUGACAGCCUGGAAAUUACAAAAUUGGACUCUUCUAUCAUUUCAGAAGGGAAAAUCUCCACAAUCACACCUCAGAUCCAGGCAUUUAACCUACAAAAAGCAGCAGCAGGUUUGAUGAGCCUUCUUCGUGACAUGGGAAAAGGUUAUUUAGCUUUGUGUUCAUACAACUGCAAAGAAGCUAUAAAUGUUCUGAGCCACCUGCCCUCUCACCACUACAAUACUGGUUGGGUACUGUGCCAAAUUGGAAGGGCUUAUUUUGAACUUUCAGAAUACAUGCAAGCUGAACGAAUAUUCUCAGAAGUUAGAAGGAUUGAGAACUAUAGAGUUGAAGGUAUGGAGAUCUACUCUACAACACUUUGGCAUCUUCAAAAAGAUGUUGCUCUUUCAGUUCUUUCAAAAGAUUUAACAGACAUGGAUAAAAAUUCACCAGAGGCCUGGUGUGCUGCGGGGAAUUGUUUCAGUCUACAACGGGAACAUGAUAUUGCAAUUAAAUUCUUCCAGAGAGCUAUCCAGGUUGAUCCAAAUUAUGCUUAUGCCUAUACUCUAUUAGGACAUGAGUUUGUGUUAACUGAAGAACUAGACAAAGCAUUAGCAUGUUUUCGAAAUGCUAUCAGAGUAAAUCCUAGACAUUAUAAUGCAUGGUAUGGUUUAGGAAUGAUUUAUUACAAGCAAGAAAAAUUCAGCCUUGCAGAAAUGCAUUUCCAGAAAGCACUUGAUAUCAACCCUCAAAGUUCAGUUUUACUUUGCCACAUUGGAGUAGUUCAACAUGCACUCAAAAAAUCUGAGAAGGCUUUGGAUACCCUAAACAAAGCCAUUGUUAUCGAUCCCAAGAACCCUCUAUGCAAAUUUCACAGAGCCUCAGUUUUAUUUGCAAAUGAAAAAUAUAAGUCUGCUUUACAAGAACUUGAAGAACUGAAACAAAUUGUUCCCAAAGAAUCCCUCGUCUAUUUCUUAAUAGGAAAGGUUUACAAGAAGCUGGGUCAGACACACCUCGCCUUGAUGAAUUUUUCUUGGGCUAUGGAUUUAGAUCCUAAAGGAGCCAAUAAUCAGAUUAAAGAAGCAAUUGACAAGCGCUAUCUUCCAGAUGAUGAGGAGCCAAUAACCCAAGAAGAACAGAUCAUGGGAACAGACGAAUCCCAGGAGAGUAGCAUGACAGAUGCAGAUGACACACAGCUCCAUGCAGCUGAAAGCGAUGAAUUUUAACUUCUGGACAUCAGACUUUUGCAACUGGAUAUGUGGCUAGUGCUGACUUCUUUCUUGUUCCUCCAUAUACUGCGUCUUCACUCUUGAGCCGACGGUAUCAUCAUCCAUCACUUACACCAUGAGUGUGCCACUUUCACUGGACCCUGAUGUAUACAGAAUGAACGGCAGUGCAAUACUUUGCUGCUAACAAGCUGGCUCUUUUACCAGUAUGAAUGACAAUUUGGAUGGGGUAGGGUGGGGACCUUUCUUUUCUUUUUUUCUCUAAUCUCCCUUGGUUGGAAAGCCAUCAUGGAAGGAAGAGUUAUGUUUUAUCUUGAAGGACCCAUUAGAUAUGGAAAUGGUGAUGAACCAGAUUUCUUGGUCAUUUUUCCAAAAUUCUCUUUUUUUUAUUUGGUUCUGUUCCUGAUAAACAGAGUGACUAACCUUCAUUUCUAGGUUCUUCAAGAAUGGUGUCAGCAAGUGCCAGAUGGAACAAUGAAAGACAUUGCCUGUAACAGAAUAAAACGUCAUUGCCAAGGAAUGUAGGUUACCUAAACUUGCAGUGUCUCCUAUAAAUAAAUGCAAUGGGCCUAUUGAGACUCGUAUGUGGGAAUAAGAUAGCCCUCCAUGCGGUGUACACUUAUUCUUGGCAAGAAUGCUCUAAUGUCUAACCAAGAAUUUUAAUUUAUUCAUCUUGCUUCAAAGUGUUGAUCAUUGUCUUGGUAUUGCAAACCUUAAAGUUGGUCUUUACCAUACUGCCUCUUCUCUUUGAGCUCUGUGGGAUCACCUUUGACAUUCAAGGAUGAUAGAGUGGUUCCCCACUGAAAAGCCAAAACCAGGCCCUUAAGAACUACUUAGGUUUACCACAAAAUCAGUAUGAGAACACUGAAGAAAAACUUUAGAGAUCGUGAUCAAGGAAGCCUUAAACAAUUAGAAUUAUACCUAACCGGGAAUCUACAUAUGUUUUGUAGACACUAUCCCUUUGGCUUUUUGAGGUGUGUAAGUAGAGUGCAAGAAUGUGUGCUCUCCUUUAGUGAGGUCCUUUCCAGUCUUUUCUGCUCUCUACUUCAUGUUAUUUUCAGUAAUGUAAGUCACCAAAACUUGUACUGAACGAGUAAUUGGAUUUAAGAUGUUGAAAACUUAGCCUAGAGAAAAAUUUCUUAUGACAGAGACAGAUUGUCUUGUGAAUUCAUCAUAACAUGGGUUGGUAUGUUUGGGGAAUGGCCACAAUUUUAAAGAAAUGGGAAUUAUUGGAAUUUCACAGUAACAGAUUUAAAUAGUCUUAAAUUGUGUAUCUCCUUUAUUGUAAUGUAUUGGAAAUUUUAGAGAAGCUUUAGUUAACAUUUUAUUAAGUGCCAAUGUCAGAAUAUAACAAAUUAUAGUUUCUUGUGAGUGGCAGGCCUACAGUUAUUUUGGAUCAUUUGAUGAAGGACAAACUUACUGGUUACCUGCAUUUGCUAGUCAAGCUGUGAAAAUUAGGUGGAUUACAAAAGAUGUGGAAGAAAGUUUUUUAGCCUGUAAGCUCAGUAAUUUUCUUGUCAGUUACUGUUAAUCUUCUCAUCCAAACAUGAAUUAGAUACUUUUAUCAAUUCAAGUCAAAGUCUUGAGUUAGGUAUAGGUACCAGAGAGGCAUUUAAGAUAAUUUUCUGCCUAAAUCUAUGAUUAUGUGCUGUCUAAAAAGAAAUAAUUUAUGAGGAAAAGGAAAGGUUGGGAAUAAAUGAAUAUCCUUAAAAAUUCCCAAAGGCUAGCACUUCGAUUCUAACAGAUACUCCAUUUUAAUAUCCAUUAGCUAUAUAAAGUUUAAUUUUAGUUCCUUUUACUUUAUUUUAAUUAGCAAAUCAUAAAGCCAGCUAUAUAUUCAUUUAUCAAACAGUAUCAGAUCUAGAGUUAGUUUCAUAGAAAGUUUACCUGAGUUCUGUUACACAGCCUGGAGAAAGCUAAGCUCAGAGCAUAAUUUACUGAAGUGUAAUUAUCUUUUUGUGGGAGGAAUUUUGUCCUGUGCCAGAGGGACUUUCUGGUGUUGAUUUUGAGACAAAGGGUAGAAGGAUAGUUACAAAGGGCACACCAUGGCAGUAGCCAGCUGAGGGACACUUAGGCCCCCACUUGGCCUACUUUUGUUUAUUCCGCAUACCUACUUUUAAAGUCAUUUAGGUGUUUGAAGCCUUAUUUCUAUGUAGUAACUGUUUUUUGCAUUGUUUUGGGGUUUUUUUCUCCUUUUUUUUUUCUUUUUUUCUUUUUCUUUUUUUUUUUUUUCCACAGAGUAGGGAAUCAGACAACCAGAAGAAACACAUUUUGGUCAAGCAAAAUGUUUUUUUCAAAUUUCAGAAUUCUCUUUGAAUGAAAUUAAGAAGACUAAGUACUUUGCUAUCUUUUUUUUUCUGUUUAAGCUUUUCACAGCUAUACAUAUAUAUACAUAUAUAAAUAUAUAUACACGCACACACAAAAGUAUAUUAUAGCAUUGCUUUCUUUUUCCCCAUGGAAAUGGUUAUUACUCUAGGACUUUAGAAAGUUGGAAUAUUUUUUCAGGAAAACAAAUGGUACUCAGAAUAAUGAAAGGUGGUCUCUACUUUUUCUGUAUUUCAUCACUUUGAAUUUUUUAUUUUAUCCCAGAACCGCAAGAAACAUUUGAACCAUGCUGCUGUUGUACCUUAAAAACUCAGUGAGAACCAGUAUUUAGUCUAUUAAAAACACUCUUUUUGAAGAAAACAGUUUCAAAGUCUCUGAUUAGCCAGAGUAUAGUAUGGGUCUUUGCUGAGAAAUAUGACCCGUUUUCUUUCUGAAAACCUGGGAAAAUGCAAGUGUGGGUGUGCUAUGUGUGUUCUAUUUGCAUUGAAACAAUGUAAUUUUGUGUCUUCUUUUUGCUUUUCCUGACUUAUUUCAGAAAUUGUACAGUCUUUGGGGGAAAAGUCUUCUGUUAAUAUAUUUACAAUUCAUUAAAAAUAUGGAAAAAUCCAAAUAAAUUACUUUUGAAAGCAA
Messenger RNA from Nannospalax galili (Upper Galilee mountains blind mole rat), 5660 nucleotides. RefSeq names its product cell division cycle 27 (gene Cdc27). Gene Ontology annotation, molecular function: protein binding. The record is from RefSeq and is a predicted model, not a curated record. The transcript is spliced from 19 exons. Gene Ontology annotation, biological process: cell division. Lineage: Eukaryota; Metazoa; Chordata; Mammalia; Rodentia; Spalacidae. Bases 216 to 2705 code for a protein of 829 amino acids.